GGGGGGGCGUCCGGCUGGCUGCAGCCCGAGCGCAGGGUGAGCAAACGUCGUACUACAGAUAGACGCGGCGGGGAGGCGCGCAGCACUCGGCUCAGCUCGCCAGCGAAGCUCGGCUCUGCGGACCCGGCGGCCAACUGCUACCGGCCAGCGGCGAAUCUCCUGGGCAGGACACUACGGGCGCGACAGUCGCCGACCGAUAAGGAAAGCGUUUCGGAGGCGGUGUCACUCGGCAGCGGGAUAAGACAUGGCUACCACGACCUGUACGCGGUUUACGGACGAGUACCAGCUGUACGAGGAGCUCGGAAAGGGGGCGUUUUCAGUCGUGCGCCGAUGUGUCAAGCUGUGCGUGGGCCAAGAAUACGCUGCCAAAAUAAUCAACACGAAAAAGCUCUCCGCAAGAGAUCACCAGAAGCUGGAGCGUGAGGCUCGUAUUUGCCGGCUGCUGAAGCAUCCCAACAUCGUUCGUCUCCAUGACAGCAUAUCAGAAGAAGGCUUCCACUACCUCAUCUUUGACCUGGUGACAGGAGGGGAGCUGUUUGAGGACAUUGUGGCCAGAGAGUACUACAGCGAGGCGGAUGCCAGUCAUUGCAUCCAGCAGAUCCUGGAGGCGGUGCUUCACUGCCAUCAAAUGGGCGUGGUGCACCGAGACCUGAAGCCAGAAAACCUGCUUCUGGCAAGCAAGUGCAAGAAUGCUGCCGUGAAGCUGGCCGACUUCGGUCUGGCCAUCGAGGUGCAGGGGGACCAGCAGGCCUGGUUUGGCUUCGCUGGAACGCCGGGGUACCUGUCCCCUGAGGUGCUGAGGAAGGAGGCGUACGGCAAGCCUGUGGACAUCUGGGCAUGUGGUGUGAUCCUGUACAUCCUGCUGGUGGGGUAUCCUCCAUUCUGGGAUGAGGACCAGCACAAGUUGUACCAGCAGAUCAAAGCGGGAGCUUAUGACUUCCCCUCUCCAGAGUGGGACACGGUCACUCCUGAGGCGAAGAACCUGAUCAACCAGAUGCUGACCAUCAACCCAGCCAAGAGGAUCACUGCCCAGGAGGCUCUGAAGCACCCCUGGGUCUGCCAACGCUCUACAGUGGCUUCUAUGAUGCACAGACAAGAGACCGUGGAGUGCCUUAAGAAAUUCAAUGCCAGGAGGAAGCUCAAGGGAGCCAUCCUCACCACCAUGCUGGUUUCGCGAAACUUCUCUGUGGGCCGGCAGACCACGGCUCCCGCCACCAUCACCGCGGCCGCCGCAGCCGGCACGACCGCGGGGCUGGUGGAGCAAGCAGCCAAGAGUUUGCUGAACAAGAAAGCAGACAUCAAGCCGCAGUCAAACAGCACGAAAAACAGCACGGUCACCAGCCCCAAAGGAAACGUCCCUUCUCCCGCUCUGGAAGCUCAGACCACUGUUAUCCAUAAGCCAGUGGAUGGGACCAAGGAGUCGUCGGACAGCAGCAACACCACCAUCGAAGACGAAGACAUGAAAGCACGCAAGCAGGAGAUCAUCAAGAUCACCGAGCAGCUGAUCGAGGCUGUCAACAAUGGGGACUUUGAGGCAUAUGCGAAGAUCUGUGACCCUGGAUUGACCUCCUUCGAACCCGAAGCCCUGGGGAACUUGGUGGAGGGGAUGGACUUCCACAGAUUCUACUUUGAGAACCUGCUCUCCAAGAACAGCAAGCCCAUCCACACAACCAUCCUGAACCCACACGUGCACCUGAUCGGCGAAGACGCCGCCUGCAUCGCUUACAUCCGCCUGACGCAGUUCGUGGACGGCCAGGGGCGCCCGCGCAGCAGCCAGUCGGAGGAGACGCGGGUGUGGCACCGGCGCGACACCAAGUGGCAGAACGUGCAUUUCCACUGCUCGGGGGCACCGGCGGCACCGCUCCAGUGAAGGAGCGAUACUGUAGCCCCUCCGGAGGAGAGUGCCCGACUGGGGGGGAGGGAGCGAGGAAGACCGUCAGCCAAGGAGGGACCAGGCCUCCCACGCUGGGCACCCGUCCUCACACGCAUGCACACAUCCCUGUAGCUACCACCACCUGGCUGCCCCGCCCCGCCCCGCCCUGCCCCCCAUCGCCCCGCCCCCCAUCUCAUGCCCUGCUGCCAGCAGCUCACACUCCCCUACAUGGUGCCACUCGCUAGGGCAGUAGCAUUUUCAGGUAGCAUUAGAUGGGGGGGCAGUUCCGCGAUGCUCCCCCGUGACUCUGGCUUCCUGCACAGCACCUGCAGCACCAGCACAGUCUCAGCCACCCUCGUCUCAUUUUAAAGGGGAUCCUCUCCUUAUUAUCAUUAUUGUUAAUAUAAUCGCUAUUAUUACAAUAACUACAAUUAACAUUCUGGUUGCUGCACAUGUACUUUGUACGGUUCACACUCUUGAUGCCAGUGGUUCCCACACUUCCCGGUGACCUCUCUCUCUCUCUCUCUCUCUCUCACACACACACACACACUCUUUUUGAGAAAGCAUGAUUUUUUUCAGUAUCACAGUGGCUGUUUUCUAUUGUGCUUUUGAAACAGACAGGCUGCCUCUUGGCUGUUUUGUAUACGCUUACGUCCCCCGCGGAGAGCCUCCAGCGGCCCGGUGUUUGGGUGAGGCAGCCGGUCCGAGGCUCUGCAGCCCCGUGGGCGAUCUGCUGAUGGCUCUCGCUUGGCCCAAUUGCUGUACAUCCUUCCCCCGUGUCACAUGAUCUGGAGGCGGGGCUCCUCUGGCUGCUAAUCCCCUCGCCGCGAGUGUAAACGCAGCAUCUCCGGGCCAGAUUUGCGCCCUGCAGCGGCUUGCAUGCGUCGCAGUUAAAGAGCCUUAGCAUUAGAGGGAGCCUUUCCGCUGGCUAGUGUCUCAGUUAAUGCGGGAGGGAGGGGGGUCUCUGUAGAUAUCUGUGAAAUCUGCCCUCGCUCGCUCUGAGUCACGUUCACGGAGUCCUCGCUGUUGGCGUCGCUUCUUUUGUUGUGAAUGCUGUUGUUCCCGGGCCAGACGUGGCGAAAGGAUGGCGGCUGGUGCAGGCAGCUGUCCAGCGUUCAGGCACUACAGCGCCCCCCUGAGUACUUGGGAAUAAGCCUGCAGAGUGGGUGUGUAAAGCUCAGGGUCAGAGGUCACGCCCAGUGUAGCAUGCACCAGGCUGGAAAAGGCCCUCCCUGAGCUUACCCUGCUUUUGGAUCAAUGUCUUGCGUCCGUCCUCCCCCAGCUCCUCGUGCCAGUGCCACUGCUGGCCCCCAGAAGCACCUCCGCACACUUCUGCACGCUCCUCGCACAUAUAUGUAGCAGAACGGAGGCUGUCAAUGAAUUAGGCUGCGUGUAUCAGCAUGGGGGGAUGGCACAGUGGGGGCUGUGAGCUGGAGCCUGCAGAGAGUGCUGCUUGGCCCUUUGCCAGUGUUAUACUCUUAUUUAUUUAGCUGAACUCAUCUGCUCUACCUCUGUGUUUUACUGUACAGCCAGCGUGUCGUCGUCUGCUCCUGCUCUAGCUGCCUGAUUGUUGUUCUGUUGUUUUUUUUUUUGGUUGUUUUUUGGUGGCCUGCAUACAGAUAGGAGGCUGGGACAGUGUCAGGAGACCUGCCCCCACUCAAGAAGCGGCAUGUGAACAUGAGGGAGGGGCUUUGUGUUCGGACCUUUGUUCCCAGUCUCUCUCCCAUUUUCCACUGGGAUGUGAUGUCACAUGGUUUAAACCCGCCCCGCCCACUUGAUCUGGAUGUGUUCACUCAGUAAAGAGAAAAAGCAACUUGAACAUGUGACGCCUUCCAAACCGGGGUGACCGCAGCAUGUUAACUGUCCUGUUUUAUGUUGCUUUCAGUGUGUUAAUCAUGGAAAAAAAAAACUAUUAAAUACAAAAUUACGGUUAACUUGUUUAAUUGGAUGCCGUUUCUCUGCAUGACAUUCGGUGGGACGCUGGAUUUGUUUGUUUUUUUUUUACUGAAUGCUGGUAAACUUAAUCUUUAACUAUUUUCUUUGUAAAUGCAUAAGACUAUUUUGUUCUCAAAAUGACAACGACGAUGAUGUUGAUGGUGGUGAUGACGAUGAAGAAUGCAACGAUGACGGUGUAAUAACAAUUGUACAGCAUGCUUUUGUACAGGCCUCAUCGUUGUCCUGGCAGACAGGGUGGCACCGCGUGGGUUAGACAGGCAGGCAGGCAGACAGACAGACAGACAGACACAUUAGAGAAUGGAUGGCUAUGAUUUCAGCCCCCUCCAAUCUGUGCGCAUCACAUUUGGCAAGAACACCCCCUAAGUGUUGGCCGCAAAAGCAAUCUACCAGAUAGCAGUUUCUCAUAAUAUUGAACUAAAUUAUCAGCACUUGGAAAGAUUAAGACUUAAUUUCUCAUUUUUUAUUGAAUAAUCUGUUUAUGGUUAAGUAUAUUGUUUUCUAGCUUAUGAAAAUCACAGUAUUUAAGCAUGGAAGUAACAGUAUGAUUUUGUUGUUUGGGUUCUCUUAAAGGGAUAUUAUAAAACUUUAUUUCUAAUAUUAAAGCAUGCAGCUCGAUGAAGGAACUUUUACUACGUUUUUCCUUUGGUUAUGGCUGGUUUAGUGUCUCUGAGAUGAAUCUUUGUGGUUGCAGUAGCGGCUUUUUGGUGACACCGGUGUCUGCUUAGGCACUGUGAUGAUAGAAUAGACCGUUUGUGCGGCGCUACCGACAAUAAGUAAAGGUGGUUCUCCAGAUGAGGUGUAUAGAUUUGGGUGCCGUGGCCCUUUUCGCAGUGAGCCCCACCUGCCAUGACGGCCCUGAGCUUAACCCUUUGUGAUGUUUCUGUCAUACUUUCCCCUUUUUUAAUCGUAUAUAGUCUUUCUCUCAACUUGAACCUUCGUGUUUCUGUUCCUGUCAGUUGAAGGUUCCUAGUGAGCAUUAUAUCCUAUAUUUCACUGAGUCCUCUGAUGACUGCUCUGUUGUCCAAUGUGAUCACUGUAUUCUCUAACUUAAGGAAAUGUAUUAUGAUGUUAUCAAUAAAAAAUUACUAAAACACA
This is a messenger RNA of Brienomyrus brachyistius, 4924 nucleotides long. RefSeq names its product calcium/calmodulin-dependent protein kinase type II subunit beta. The transcript is spliced from 21 exons. Gene Ontology annotation, biological process: protein phosphorylation. Gene Ontology annotation, molecular function: ATP binding; calmodulin binding; calcium/calmodulin-dependent protein kinase activity. The record is from RefSeq and is a predicted model, not a curated record. Gene Ontology annotation, cellular component: neuron projection; cytoplasm. The coding region runs from base 245 to 1870 and encodes 541 amino acids. Lineage: Eukaryota; Metazoa; Chordata; Actinopteri; Osteoglossiformes; Mormyridae.